Molecule: messenger RNA, 1857 nt
Organism: Maylandia zebra (zebra mbuna)
Lineage: Eukaryota; Metazoa; Chordata; Actinopteri; Cichliformes; Cichlidae
Gene: cwc25
Product: CWC25 spliceosome associated protein
Biological process (GO): mRNA splicing, via spliceosome
Cellular component (GO): U2-type spliceosomal complex
Source: RefSeq, a predicted model, not a curated record
CAAAACGCGUCACACUCAAGCGUCGGCAGCUCCAUUUUCCAGCUGGUGAAAAACUUUGGUGGUUUCACCUUCAGUCGCUAACGGUCAGUUUUGGCCAUUUCCAUUUCUCUUUGGGACUGAAAAGAAACGUUUUUCAAGAUGGGAGGCGGCGAUCUGAACUUGAAAAAGAGCUGGCACCCCCAGACUAUGAAAAACAUUGAGCGUGUCUGGAAAGCUGAGCAGAAACAUGAGGCUGAACGUAAAAAGAUCGAGGAGCUCCAGAAGCAGCUGAAGGAGGAACGAGCCCGAGAGGAAAUGACAAAAUAUGCGGAGGAAACCGGCGUCUUAAAAAAAAAAGAUGAUCGGUUGGACUGGAUGUACCAGGGCCCUGCCGGUCAGGUGUCCAGGGAUGAGUACCUGCUUGGGCGCCCCAUUGACAAGCAGAUCACUGACCAGUAUGAGGAGCCAGAGAGCGGUCCCUCAGCUGAGACAGGCCUCCUGCCUGGGUCCAUAUUUAACCCCGCCACCCCUGCCUCCAGCCUCGAUUUGGCUGCCAAGAUCAGGGAAGACCCCCUGUUUGAAAUCAGGAAACGUGAGGAAGCAAAGAAGAGAGAAGUCCUGACUAAUCCAGUAAAGAUGAAGAAAAUUAAAGAAAUGCUUCGCCAAAACCUUGACAAGAAAGACAAGAAAAAGAAGAGGAAGAAGGAGAAGAAGGAGAAGAAAGGAGACAAAGACAGAAGGAAGGAAAAGAAGCAUAAGAGGAGUUCAAGUUCGAGCUCGGAGGAAGACGAUGAGAAGAAACACAGGCUAGUAAAGAGGUCACACCCACGAGACAACUCCUCAGACACCAAAUCUCAUUCUCAUCAUCAUCAUCCAGGCUAUGGUCUACAGCUCCCAACAGACAGAUAUCAACAGACCUCGACCUCCUCCGGUCACUCAGGGCGGCGUGAGAGGAGCCGAUCCCGAUCACCUCACAGGAAUUACAAGGACAGCCGCUCCUACUCUUCAUCCUCCUCACAUCGGAGUGAAAAGAAGCAGGAACCUAGAGCUCCCAGCCCACAGAAGGACCGCUACCAGAGACAGAGGAACCACGUGCCCAAGAAGCUCUCUGCAGAGGAGAUGGAGCGAAAGAGGCGUGAGAUGAUGGACCAAGCCAAGCAGCGGGAGGAAGACAGGGAGAAUAAUGUGAAGCGCUAUAAGAGGCAGGACGAGCAGGAGAAGCAGAGGGAACAAAACGCCAAGCAUGACCGCCACGCUGGCUUCAUCCACAACAUGAAGCUGGAGAGUGCCGCGAGCUCCUCCUUAGAGGACAGAGUGAAGAGAAAUAUCCACUCCAUUCAGAGGACGCCAGCCUCCCUGGAAAACUUCAUGAAACGAUAAAGACAAAAAAUCACAUUACAGUCAAUGAACUGACUAAAAAGACUGCCACACACCAUUUUUUGACUGGGGCAGGUGAGCUGCGAGCCUGUCAGGAAUUCAAACACAGGCUUUUAAUUUGAAAAGCAGAUGUCAUAGUAUUCAUAUGUACAGUACAAAAGGCCUGUUGUUACUUCAUGUGUUUUAGCUACUUUCUUCAAAUCAAAUAACUGUUUAUAAGGUUAAAGUAAGUUUGUGCAAUUUACUGUUUUUGUUUUUACAUAUUGAUAGGACCUCUUAUCUCAAAUGCUUUUGUAAUAUUCGUUUGGUACUGUGAGUAACAAAUGGUAUAAAAACUACAUUUCUGGAUUUGUACUAUUCAUUCUUUUUUAAAUGCCACUUGUCACUGAUCAUAGACUGUUAUUUAAGAGAAAAUAUACUUUGUAUACCCUGAAGUGGGGAAAUUCCUUUACUUAGCACCUGAAAGUUAACAUCAAACAGAUCAAAUAAAGAGAGUGGAAA